This is a messenger RNA of Brienomyrus brachyistius, 3640 nucleotides long. RefSeq names its product cytochrome P450. The record is from RefSeq and is a predicted model, not a curated record. Gene Ontology annotation, cellular component: mitochondrial inner membrane. Gene Ontology annotation, molecular function: iron ion binding; heme binding; oxidoreductase activity, acting on paired donors, with incorporation or reduction of molecular oxygen. NCBI's taxonomy places the organism in Eukaryota, Metazoa, Chordata, Actinopteri, Osteoglossiformes, Mormyridae. The transcript has 9 exons. Gene Ontology annotation, biological process: cellular response to peptide hormone stimulus; C21-steroid hormone biosynthetic process; glucocorticoid biosynthetic process. Bases 329 to 1936 code for a protein of 535 amino acids.
GGGCAGGUACCCCAAGGAUGUCCCCACACACAUGCCCGAAUGGAACAGAGCACAGCGCUCCCGUCUGAACAAUAAUAAGUGAGAAUCACUUUAGGAAGCUUGUCUGCUGGCAUAUGAAUUUACAGGCUGGGACUCGUCAAGACGAACUGAGUAAUAAGAGCAUCGGCGACCUUUGGUUAUUAUGCGGUUCUCUUCCGCGUUGGGAUGUUCAGCAGGGAUAAACGGGGGGGUUACUGCAGUUCAGUGUCCUGUUUACGGAGGCUGUCAAAGAUCGAGCUGCGCUCCCGGGAGAGAGCUCUCUUAAUUUCCCCAUUCCGGCUGGCUCACCAUGUUUUCCCACCUGAAGCGUGGGUGUUAUUCGCUCGGCAGGCUGGAUGCGCAGGCGGGGAUGAGGGCUGCGGCGGCUGCUGCGCUCCGUUACGGCGCCUCCCUUGCCCCGGCGGCGGCUGCCUUUAGCUACGGUGCCCGGCGGGCUUCGUCCACCACUCAGGCGGUGGCCAGCAGAGGCAGACUGAAAGUCAUAGACGAACUGUCGGGGCCCAGCUUCCCCACGUCCCUCUACUGGCUCUUCGGAAAGGGCUUUUUCCGGAAAACGCAUCAAAUGCAAAUUGAACACAGCAAGAUCUAUGGCCCUCUCUGGAAGUCAAAGUACGGGCCGCUAGUCAUCGUCAACGUGGCGACUGCGGAGCUCAUCGAGCAGGUGCUCAGGCAGGAGGGGCGCCAUCCGGUGCGUACUGACAUGCCGCACUGGAGGACCUACCGUGAGCUCCGCAACCACACCUACGGACCACUCACUGAAUUGGGGGCCGAGUGGAAGCGCAUCAGGAGCAUCCUGAACCCAAGAAUGCUGAAGCCCAAGCACGUGUCCACCUACACGGGAGCCAUCAAUCAGGUGGUGAGCGACUUCAUUCUCAAAAUCGAUUGGCUCCGACAGACCCAGGAGGGUGGGACCAUUGUGCACGACAUGGCUGGAGAAUUGUACAAGUUUGCCUUUGAAGGCAUCUCCAUGGUGCUAUUCGAGACCCGCAUGGGCUGCCUCAGUAAGACCGUCCCAGAGGAGACGCAGAAGUUCAUCUUCUCCGUGGGGGAGAUGUUCCGCCUCUCCUCAAUCAUCGUGCUCUUCCCUAAGUCCACCUGGCCCUACUUGCCCUUCUGGAAGCACUUUGUGUCCGUCUGGGACCAUCUCUUCAAAGUCGCUGGAGAUCUGGUGGAGAAGAAGAUGACUGAGAUCAGUGCGAAGAUGAAGCAGGGGGAAUCCGUUGAGGGGGAGUACCUGACCCACCUGCUGGUCAGCGAGCAGAUGUCUGUCACUGAGGUUCUGGGGAGUAUCACUGAGCUGCUUCUGGCCGGGGUGGACACGACGUCCAAUACCAUCUCGUGGGCCUUGUAUCACCUCGCUCGGGAUCCUCUCAUCCAGACCCAACUGAGCAACGAGGUGUCCAGCAUCUGCCCCGGGGACAAGGUGCCCACCAGUGACGACAUCACAAAGAUGCCUCUGCUGAAGGCCAUCGUGAAGGAGACCUUGAGGAUGUAUCCAGUGGUGCCUGGAAAUGCCCGUACCACUAUUGACAAUGAAAUUGUGGUUGGAGGUUACAUCUUUCCAAAAAAUACGCUGUUCCACCUGUGCCACUACGCCGUGUCCUACGACGCACAGAACUUCCCGCAGCCGUUUGAUUUCCGGCCCGAACGCUGGCUCCGGAACGCCGACCAUUUCAAGCAGCACCCCUUCAGCUCUGUGCCCUUUGGCUUCGGAAUUCGUGGCUGUCUGGGGAGGAGGGUGGCUGAGCUGGAGAUGUACCUCAUCUUGUCGAGGUUAAUAAAACACUUUGAAGUACGGCCAGAUCCUUCUGGAGCCACAGUGCAGCCGAUCACCAGAACCCUGCUGGUGCCGUCCACGCCCAUCAACCUGCAGUUCCUGGACAGGAAAGCUCAGUGAGCGAUGAGAUACUGAUGCUAACACUAAUGCUAUCGUUACAAGUGUUACCAAGGCCUUGAACUGUGCUGCUCUAACACAUUUCCCAGUGAGGUUUGUCUGUGACUGUAACCAUGAGCAAAUAGUGUAUUUACACAGUACAGUUUAAACAGUGGAUUGUAGCAUCAGUUUUGUAAAUACCUUCAUUAUUUGGGUUUUGGCUCAUUUUUACUACUUUUAAAAGAGCACAGUAAUCAAAUAAUUUUAAUAUCUUUGUUAUAUGUAAAUAUUAAAAUAGUAUAUUUCUUUCUGUAUUAAAAUGAAGGGAGUGGAAUAGAAUUCAGAAUAAGCGAUGCAUGCAAAUUCAUCUUCUAUAAUAAUUGUGUAUUAAGCAAGGGAUUUAACUGGAGGCCUUGGCUUAGGUAAGACUAUUAAAUGUACAUGCAUUUGUAUUGUGAAGUAUAGUGUUGGGUCUCAAGACAUUCAGGUGAGUUAAUUAUUAACAAGAAAAUGAACUAUUACUCCCUGCGAUGGGCUGGCCCCCCAUCCUGGGUUGUUCCCUGCCUCGUGCCCAUUGCUUCCGGGAUAGGCUCCGGACCCCCUGCGACCCAGUAGGGUACGCAGUUUGGAAAAUGGAUGGAUGGAUGGAUGAACUAUUACUAUUAAGACACUAAUUCUGUUGAAUGAGGUACACUCAUUGAAUCAAACUGUCUGUUCUCUGCUCAUCAGCAGCAGGUGCUGAAAAGGCUGACAAAAUGUAAAAAAAAAAUGAAAACCAGAUGUUUCAACGCUAUCCUAUUUCUAAUGAAUAUAGUGUGGGCAAUUAUAGUGUUAAAUACAGGUUGAGAUAGGAAGAUGGAACCGGAGUUUAGGUGGCCCUCUAGUGUUCAUCUUUGGGCACUGCUAUAAACUGUUCCGUGAGGUUUAGGUAAUGCAUAAUAAUCAUAGUCAAACGUAUUGAUUUACUGCAAUUACUAAAUAGACCUUACAAAGUUAAACUUGUCCAGGCUGGAAUUUUAAAUUUUAAAUCUAUGAAAAAUGUAAUGUAGAAAAUGAGGAGGGCAUUAGGUGCCAUUAAUCACGGACUAUCAAACAGGCAAACUCAUUUCAAGAAAUAUUGUCUCGUUUACAUAAUAAAUGCAUUCCAUACAUAGUAAUACUGCAAGCCAGGCUCCUACUACAUCUAUACAAAUAUCUAAAUAACUAAAUAUUUAAAUGCGAAAUAUUCAAUAUUAUAACGAUUAUUUUAGUAUAACAUUCAGUUGUUGCACAGCGUGUACUUUCAACCAGUAGAUGGCGUUUGAGCCCAUGUUUUGGUGCAAUUACGUUAGUAUUCAUGGAAUAUUCAAUCUCCUCUGUUUGCGGAACAAAAAGAAAUUUAAACAACGAUAGAUCCCGUUUCCCUAAAUCUGGCCUUGGGAAAUAUAAAGGUAGUCCUGGGUUAAUACUAAUUGUACACUCUCACUAAGUCACAUCAAGUAGUGUUUCCAAUUCUUGGAAGCAAGUGCAACUUGAUACAGUAAUGAAAAUGUCUCAUUUUGGGGUUAGCAGGGGUGAAUUUUGUUUCAGCUUAGUUUAUUUGAAAACUCUGUGUCAUGAAUCAGCAUCCCAAAUUGUAAUAUUAUUCUGAGAAGCUAUGGCUGUAACGUGCUCUUGCUGUGAGAUGGUUACCCUUGUGAACAACAGACUGUUAUCACACAGAAAUAAAACCAGCAUGGCCUAAAAUAA